AUGUGGGCUCAGGCACCUCCCAGCCCGUGGCCACCUCCUUGCCCACAACCACCCGCUCUUCCGCUCGCCUACCAUCACCCUCUCGACUGGCAGAGGAUGGCAAUGGGGCACCCUUCACCCCCACCCUCGCCCUCUGCCCUCGUCCGCCCCUCUGCCUCUGCCUCGCCCUUCCCUCUGCCCUGCCUUUUGCCCUCUGCCCCACCCUCUCACCCACCUUGCCCUCUUUACCCUCUCGCCCUUGCCCUUGCCCUUGCCCUCUCACCCACCUUGCCCUCUCACCCACCUUGCCCUCUUCACCCUCUUGCCCUCGACCUCAAUCUCUACCCACCUCGCCCUCUCGCCGACCUCGCCCUCUACCCACCUCACCCUUUACCACCUCACCCUCUUGCCCUACCAACCUCACCCUCUCAUCAACCCCGCCCUCUCAUCAACCCCACCCUCUUGUUGACUCCACCGUCUCGCUGA
Cyclocybe aegerita is the source of this 465-nucleotide messenger RNA. Lineage: Eukaryota; Fungi; Basidiomycota; Agaricomycetes; Agaricales; Hemipholiotaceae. The record is from the annotation of a GenBank genome assembly.